UCUUUUUGCUUUUCUUUUUCUCUCCUCUUCUCAACUUCUCAGCUCUCACGCGACGGCGGGAUCGGCGGCCGGUGCCCAUCUCUUCCCAUCCGGAGCCGCGGCGGGCGAGCGGGCGAGCGGCGACCUCGCUGUCGCCAGCCACGCCGCCUCCACGGUGCCGUGCACCUCCUCAGCGCGACACCGGCGGAGGAUGCGGAGGAGCGGCCCACCCGCCGCCCGCCGCAGGCCGAGCGCAGGGAGUCCGCCAAGCUGCGCAUCAACCGCGCCCUCAACCAGAGCGGCUCUGUCGGCCGCGCCUUCGGCAGCCGGUUCGGCAUCGUUGUGAUGCUCUUCACCAGGACCGAGAGCUUCAUUCGCGACCAGUGCGACGUCGCCGACGACUGGGUCAACACCGUCGCCGCGGGGGCCAGCGCCGGGGCGCUCUACCGCAUCGCGUCCGGCCCAAGGUCGAUGAUCGUCGCCGACAUCCUCGGCGGAGUCCUGUCCGGCGCCGCCGUCGCGGGGAAGCCGAUGCUUCAGAGAUUCGCACCGAAGCUAUCCGCCAGAUUGGACUAUUUACUUUGAGUAAGAUUUCAGGUUAAUUACUACUCAGCGUUGUGCGCGCCUGGAGAUGUUUUUAUUCGUA
Oryza sativa Japonica Group (Japanese rice) is the source of this 625-nucleotide messenger RNA. Its product is annotated as mitochondrial import inner membrane translocase subunit TIM23-3-like. Lineage: Eukaryota; Viridiplantae; Streptophyta; Magnoliopsida; Poales; Poaceae. Gene Ontology annotation, biological process: protein import into mitochondrial matrix. The record is from RefSeq and is a predicted model, not a curated record. Gene Ontology annotation, molecular function: transmembrane protein transporter activity. Gene Ontology annotation, cellular component: mitochondrial inner membrane; TIM23 mitochondrial import inner membrane translocase complex.